AUGGCACUGAAACGCAGAACAGAGAGCAGCGCUGCCCCCGUGCCGCAGAAGAAGUCGCGCACCGUCUCCGCAGCGCCUUCCCCGGAUUGGGGAUGGGCUUCAGACGAUUCGGCGGACCUGAAAGUCAACUUCACCGACAACGGCACCCCCAGGGCAGAAAGCGAGGCCCGUCGACAGUGGAACUUCAUCUGUGAAGUCCAAGGUUGCGGCCAGCGAUUCAACCGCCCAUGUCGCCUCGAAUCGCACAUGCGCAGCCACAACAAGGAGCGACCCUUUGCCUGUCGCGAAGCAGGCUGCGACAAGACAUUCCCUCGAAAAGACCACCUCCAACGGCACCUGAAGAACGCCCAUACAGGGUCCGACGACCAGCGAGCCUACACCUGCGACUGGGAGGGAUGCGGGAAGAGCUUCACCUCCAACGGCCGGCUCCAGCGACACAAGGACGUCCACGAAUCCAAGUUCUAUUGCACAGAUUACGCUCCAUGUCACGAGUCCUUCCGGAAAGAGUCGACGUUGGAGGCACACAUCAAGUCCCAACACAUGGACGUGAGACCGUAUCCGUGUCCAUUCAUUGAUUCGGAGACGAACGAGCAGUGCGCAAAGGCAUAUCAGACAGCCCACGCACUGCAGAAACACAUGUCCAAUGCACACGGAGCGGAACAGGAAGAGGCUUUCUACUGCAUGCUGUGCAUUCCGCCCGGCAGCGAUACCGAGACGAUCGAAACACAUCCUGGCAUGGCAACCACCAUCCCCAAAGCCCCACUCUCCUUCACAACAGCCGAGGAACUACACGCCCAUUCUCUUGAAUGCCAUCCCCCCGUUUGUCCAGAAUGCGGCCAGAAGUUCAAGAACGAAGCCAACCUCAAAUCUCACACCGAAACCCUCCACUCCGACACCACGCCCCGCUUUCCCUGCCCCAAACCGCAUUGCGACGCCCUCUUCACACGCAAACACAACCUCGCCGUUCACAUCCAAACCGUACACGAGCAUCAGUUCAAAUACCACUGCGUCCCCACUGCGGUCAGCAACUCAAGACACUCCGAUCUGGCCGGCUGGGAUGGUUCCAACGCCUGCGGGCACUCAUUCAAAGCAAAGUCCUCACUCGACAACCACGUCCGCACACACCACCUAGGCCAAGGCAACCGAAAAGAGCGCCGUCUAGCCGCCAAAAGCAGAAAAAAGGAGGAUCCAUCCAUGCUCACGCUGCUCACGGGCGUCGGCUACGAGCAAGGCCGCGACAUCCUCUGCAUCCAGCCCGACUGCGAGUUCCGCUUCCACCGAGAUGUGGAUCUCCGACGACACCUGCGCGCCGCACACCACAUGUCGACCGACGAAGCCAGCGCGGCCAUCCUCGAGCGCGACGCCGCAGCCGGCGGGCAGUUCUGGAUCGGUGGCCUUGCGCCCGGCGACGACAUGGGCAUGGAGAUGGAUAUGGAUAUGGGCAUGGAUCUGUUCGCGAGCGCGACGCCCAGCAUGCCGCAGACGCCCAUGCCGUACUUCGCCGACGGACACGCCGCGCCUGCAUCCACGGGCGGCAAAAAUGCAGCAGACGGUGCCUUUUUCGACACCCGCUUCGAGCAGCUGUCGCUGUUCAACGAGGAGUCCGAUAUGGACGCCGCCAUGGGCCUGGGCGACUUGCCGCCCGCCACGGACGCCGGCGAGGGACUGCAGUGGGACAUGCUUGCGCCUGUCGAGCAGUACAAUAGCAUGAAGUGA
This is a messenger RNA of Ascochyta rabiei, 1716 nucleotides long. RefSeq lists its product as uncharacterized. Gene Ontology annotation, cellular component: nucleus. Lineage: Eukaryota; Fungi; Ascomycota; Dothideomycetes; Pleosporales; Didymellaceae. Gene Ontology annotation, biological process: regulation of transcription by RNA polymerase II. Bases 1 to 1716 code for a protein of 571 amino acids. The transcript is spliced from 2 exons. The record is from RefSeq and is a predicted model, not a curated record.